GUAUUUAUUUAUUUAUUUAUUUAUUUAUUUAUUUAUUUAUUUAUGUAUUUAUUUAUUUAUUCAUUUAUUUAUGCAUUCGCAGACCGUGAUGAUCCAUCUAUGGUAUGUGUCUGCAGAUUUCCAGCUUUUCGUCGUUUCUCUGCUGGUUCUACAGCUGCUGAAAAGUCAGAAAAGGCUGGCCAUAGGAGCGUUCAUCGGGCUUUCUCUGUUGGGCUGCGCCAUCGCAUUGUGGACUGCGACGGACCCUGAUAUCCUGCCCUUCAUUACCUUCCCUUCCUUCACAGAAACCGCCAUGUUGAAAACCAUGAACAAAUAUUACAUGCGGCCUUUCUACCACGCGAUAUGCUUCUUCAGCGGUUGUAUAACGCUCCUCGUCCUGGACAACUUCAAGAAUCUCAAAAUUUCAAAGGCUAUGAACGCGGCGGGAUGGUUCGUGGCCAUUAGCUGCGCGCUGUGCGCGGUGCUCAUGAAGUCCCCCUGGUACAGAAGACCGGAUCCCACCUCGGAAGCAGUGAAACUGCUCGCGGCCUUCUUUGACCGCGUCCUGUGGUCAAUAUUUCUCUCCUGGUUCAUUUUGGCUUGCGCCACUGGCCGAGGCGGAUUCGUUGCUAGAGUACUCUCCUCGGACGUAUUCGUGCCUCUGGGCAAGCUGUCAUUCGGCGUCUACCUCAUACACUAUCCCUUCAUCAUGGUGAUGCUGCAUACUACUAGGGAGCGCCUGCUAUGGUCUCACUUUACUCUGGUGACCCUAUAUUUUGGAGUGUUCGUCUGGAGCAACAUCUUGGCGUACAUGGCGUUCAUCGCUUGUGAUGGACCAACUGCCGCAGUGGACAAGCUGAUUUUCCAAAGACUGAUGGGACGAGGAAGACCCGCAAAGCGAGAGAUGCAGCCGGAUGCUAGCGGCGCAGCAAAUGGGGAGAAACUGGGAGCUAACCAAGUUCCUCCGCUGUGGUCCAAACUUUGAUCUCGUCUGUUCUUUUUUGUCUUUUGUCAUUUGAAUCGCUCAGAAAAACCUCCGCUGCUGCCGUCGCUUUAAGCGCCAGAGGAUGGCGCGCAGCGCGACUUCUCCUGACAGCUGUCACUCUACCGCUAGAUUUCACACCUACAAGAGAAUUCGACAUCGCUCUACUUUUCAUUACCAUGCAGAAGUUUCAAUAAACAUGCGUGAG
Molecule: messenger RNA, 1169 nt
Organism: Dermacentor andersoni
Lineage: Eukaryota; Metazoa; Arthropoda; Arachnida; Ixodida; Ixodidae
Product: nose resistant to fluoxetine protein 6-like
Molecular function (GO): acyltransferase activity, transferring groups other than amino-acyl groups
Source: RefSeq, a predicted model, not a curated record